CCAAUCUCUUUCUACUCUUUUGCCUUACUGCAAUCACUUCCCUUGACCUCUCUCCCAAACUUCUUCCUACUAAGAAGAAAUCAUGGUUGGAGCCUUGGUGGGUGCAAUCGUUGGAUCAUUGCUCUCUGUAUCCCUUAAGGCGGCUUAUGACAAGUUGACUUCUCCUGAGGUUGUCAACUACUUCAAGCGAAAGAACAAUGAUUUAUUGCUGACAAAAUUGAAGAUGCUGCUGAAUUCUGCUGAUGCAGUACUCAUUGAUGCGGAGGAGAAGCAAAUUACAAACUCAGCCGUGAAAAAGUGGCUGGACGAUCUCAGAGAUGCUGUUUAUGUUGCGGAUGACCUCCUGGAUGACAUAGGCACUGAAGCCUUAGUAGCUGAAUUUUCGGAUGAUAAUGAGUGGAGUUUACAGAGUCUUCACUCUCUCAAAGAAUUCAUUAUUGCCUAUCCAAGUAAGGCGUCGUUGCCCCCUAGUCUUAUCCGAUUCUCCAUCUUAACUUUUCAAAAUCUGAAAUUGCUGGAUGGUAAGGGACUUCAACACCUCACCUCGCUCCAAGAAUUGUCGAUUAUUUGGUGUAAAAAUAUUGACAAGUGCUGUAAGCUGAAACCAUGGUGUAAGAAUUGGUCCAAGAUUGCUCACAUCGAGGUUGACAACAAAGUGAUUCCACGUAAGCCAUAA
Messenger RNA from Quercus robur (English oak), 676 nucleotides. RefSeq names its product putative disease resistance RPP13-like protein 1. The coding region runs from base 83 to 676 and encodes 197 amino acids. NCBI's taxonomy places the organism in Eukaryota, Viridiplantae, Streptophyta, Magnoliopsida, Fagales, Fagaceae. The transcript is spliced from 2 exons. The record is from RefSeq and is a predicted model, not a curated record.